ACCUGUAAUAAAUAAUCGAUUUUCGAUUAUCUUGCCUUCUUCGUUUUUUGGGAAUGAGGAACGAGUAGACGAUCUGUGUUAUUUACGUAGUCCAUGAAAUCAGAAAUUGCGUCAUCUGGGCACAUCUGAGACAGGAAUCGAAAUAUUGCAGUGAAAAGCACAUGGCAGAGGGAUUACAGCGUCUAAAUUUUUGAUAAAGUGUCAUAAAAACCAGAAACUUCGGAACAUAGAAACCAAAUAGAGAGAGAUCACAAAAUCAAGUAAACAAGAAAAACGAUCUUUUCUGAUGCAGAUGGCGCCGAGAAACAAGGAAAACUACUCCGCGAAUAAGAAAAAGAAACCAGUCUCUGAUGAAGAAGACGACGAGGAUUACAGAAGAAGACGUGACAGGAAUAAUCAGGCAGUAAAAAGAUCCCGAGUGAAGAGCAAACUACGUACACAGCAGACCCUCGAACGAGUGAAUCAGCUGAAGAAUGAAAACGAAUUGCUGGAGGAGAAAAUCAAAAUGCUUACCAAGGAACUCGGAUUUUUGAAGGAUCUCUUUCUAGCACAUGCAGGUUCAAAUCCAAACUCGAUAAACGUCCAGGAACUGGAUUUGAACGCGCUUCUUGCGGAGGAAUCGUGUUCGAAAUCCGAAGACUCGUCGAUGUAAAUUUCUUGCCAUUUGCGUCGCAGCGACGACGUGGUGCAAUUUCAAUUGAAUGGAACUUUGUGUCCUUUCUCGUUUCUCUUGAGCAGUCAUUGCAAUUUGGACAUCUUGGAAAGAUGCCAGGCAUCGCGACGACAAGUCGCGUGCGAGUCGCAAGAAUCUUAAACGAAAAACUAACGAAAUAUCCACCAGCAAAUAAGUUUAAAACACCUAGAAAUCUGCUUGUGUUUUAAGUCCCGAAUCGAGAGAAACACUGGGAUUCGCUCCAAUGUAAAGAAGGCUGUGCAACUACUGUUACUAAAUUCAUAAUCCAUACCUACAGGUUGAUAGAUCAUCGUCUUCAGGAAAGAGAUCAAGUGCAUUUUAUGGGAAUCCUGCAUGAAAAUUUACACGCAACUAGGCGUAAGGUUUAAAUUAAAAAUUUUUUUAACUUUCUGCACAUCGCAAAGCAUUUAGUUUCUUCCUUUUAUAUCAUAUUUUUUUCGAUACCAAUAUUUUUAAAGUGAUUUUUUGUAAAAAAAAAUCCGGAUAUUUUUGUAAAUAUAUAUAUUUAUAAACUUACGUUGCUCCAAAGCGGAAAUUUUUAAUUUUGAGAUGAGAUAAUUUUUUUAUUUGAUGGAUUUAGAUGUCUUUUGAUCUCGCUUUGGAACUGCGGAUUAUAUUAUUAAUGGAGAUCAGAGAUUGGUAUUUAGAUUAAUAAAAAUUGGAAAGUUUUGGUAUUGUGUUGAUGAAGGCGUUUUUAGUUUAUAAGAGAUAUAUUUUUAUUCUAAAUAGAAGGUGUUUUUAAUAUAUUAUCUGUCUCUGAUUGUAAGAAUGUUAAGUGAAUAUAAGAGUAUUUUAUUUAUUGUACGAAACUUUUCAGUUACGUUUUAAAAGAAAAAUUAAUUUAAGAUUGUGACUGGGAAUUUGAGCUUUUGAGGAUGCGAAUUUAAGUCAGUUUUAUAUUCGUGACGAAAAAUACAAAUAAAAAACGAUUUUAAC
Molecule: messenger RNA, 1630 nt
Organism: Belonocnema kinseyi
Lineage: Eukaryota; Metazoa; Arthropoda; Insecta; Hymenoptera; Cynipidae
Gene: Irbp18
Product: CCAAT/enhancer-binding protein gamma-like
Exons: 4
Coding region: 287-652 (121 amino acids)
Biological process (GO): regulation of transcription by RNA polymerase II; DNA-templated transcription
Molecular function (GO): RNA polymerase II cis-regulatory region sequence-specific DNA binding; DNA-binding transcription factor activity, RNA polymerase II-specific
Source: RefSeq, a predicted model, not a curated record